Molecule: messenger RNA, 1351 nt
Organism: Actinia tenebrosa (Australian red waratah sea anemone)
Lineage: Eukaryota; Metazoa; Cnidaria; Anthozoa; Actiniaria; Actiniidae
Source: RefSeq, a predicted model, not a curated record
UAUUAUACUUUAUCUUAAUUGAAUGUCUUUAAAUCUUGGCUGCAUCUUUCCAUAACUGUGUGUAGUUCGCCAUAGCGACAAAGCCAAUACCGCUGUGACAUUGUUUAGUUCGGGCUUCAACGUACUUUCUUGGUAACUGUGGUAUAGUUUUGGGUUUAAGUUGAUAUAAAUCUCAAAAGGAGUUCUACGGUCGUAGGAAAGACGAGGAAAAAAUAUAACAUGGCUUAUAUAAGGGCUGUUAUCUCGACAAGAGAAUACAGAUUGCGGUGAGACCAAAGAAAUUUCAUUUCAGAGGCAGGUUAAAAUCACCAUGUAAAGGCAACGAUUACUGGUCUUAAAAGCAAAACAAAAUGGAUCGAAAGAAACUGAAAGUUACCAAACAAAAGAGUGAUAGCUCCAUCGCACUCCAAAAAGGUCCAAAGUCAGGCAACCAGUUUCUACAGCUUGAUGUCACCACUCUAAAUUCAAAGUCUUUGUCUUCGCUCAUCAAGGAAAGUAAGCCAGAAUCAAAAAAUGUCGAAACGCAAACUGAAUUUGAAGAUAUUGUGGCUUUACAUUUAGAGGCACUGAAAGACGAAUUUGAGCGGGAAAGGGCCGAGUUGGAAGCCGAAUUAACCAAAGAGAAGAGAAAUCUAGAGGGAAAGCUGAGAGAUUACUAUGCAAAAAUUUUAGAAAGCAAAGAUAUUUUGAUAAAUGAUCUGACAAACGAAAAGGACUUCUUAUGGGAAGAAAUGAGAGAUCUAAGAGAAUCUUGUCAAGUGGUUAAUGGGAAUGUCGAGCCAGCUGAAUCAAGUACUGAUGAUCUCGAAUGGGAUCAUGGGAGUGACAGUGAAAUCAGCAGAAGAUUAGAAAAAAAACGCGGCUCAGAGCGAAGUAAAAUAACUAACUUAUCUUUAAGUACUCAGGUUAAAGAGACUCUUCUUUGGUCAGUUAUGAAACUGCAUAAACAGAAUUUAAUAGAGAAAUACCAAAAGGAGAAGCAGGCGCUUCUGGAUAAAAUAGAAAUUGAAAAAGAUUUGAUUCGAGAAGAAAUAUCAUCAGAACUGGAAUCAAACUACCAAGAAGAAAUAAAGAAUCUACGAGAAACAGUUACUGGACUACAAGAGGUACUGAGUGAUAUGAAAAGCCAGAAAAGUGAACUUGCAAAGAUAUUUGAAGGAGAAAAGAACGCUUUGAAAUUGGAGAUUUCGAGAAAAGAAGAGGAACUGAAGCAAAAGAUGGCCAAGAAUAUGCAGCGAAAAGUUAUCCAAGCUCAUCAGGAUUGGUCAGUUACUAAACUGUGAGCUUACUGCGCUGCUAUUUUCAUAAACAUGCGAACUCUGUGUCUCCGAGUUGCGCUCUGAAAUUUGGU